CGCGUUGGCCCUUUCCCUUCCCGGCUUCCGUAGAAGGCCAGAAGCAAGCUAGCUUUUUUUUUUGGCGCCUGUGCUAUUUGGGAUAAAGAAGCUGACCGCGUGUUCAUCACCAGCCGUCGUCCAAGCUGAGGCGAGUUGUUUCAAUUGAGCCGAAAAGAGCACAGCAUGGGGAAGAAGCAGAAUACCAAGGGUAGGAAGGAUUCACAGGAGGGGGGGCAGGGCACACAAGAGGAACCUGAGGAAUUUGUGGUGGAAAAAGUUCUGGACCAGCGUAUUGUGAAUGGGAAGGUGGAGUUCUUCCUCAAGUGGAAAGGAUUUACAGAAGCUGACAACACCUGGGAGCCGGAGGAGAACUUGGACUGUCCGGAGCUCAUCAACGCUUUUCUUGAAGCCCAGAAGAACAUUAAGGAGAAACCGGCUUCUCUGAAACGAAAGGCACCCUCGGACGAUUCUGAAAUGGAUGCAAAGAAGAAAGAUACGCCCGAGAAACCCAGAGGGUUUGCGAGAAAUCUCGAUCCAGAAAGGAUCAUCGGAGCAACUGACAGCAGCGGGGAGUUGAUGUUCUUGAUGAAAUGGAAAGACUCUGACGAAGCGGACCUGGUCCCGGCCCGAGAGGCCAACACCAAGUGCCCUCAAGUGGUCAUUGCUUUCUAUGAGGAGAGGCUAACAUGGCACUCGUGUCCGGAGGAUGAAGCUCAGUAGUUGUCGGCGUCUGGGCCCGGCGCCUCCUCAAGCCACCCAUACCCUUUUUUUCCUCAGGACUGACUCUCCUCCGUUGGCCUGGCCUUCUAGUUUUAGCUGUUGUGGGGGGGGGGGGGGGUGAUGGUUUUUUUUUUGUUUUGUUUUUGUUUUUGUUUUUUUUUUGGUUCAGUCUUGAAAAUGUACCACUCGCAUAGCCCAGCUGCGUAGGAGAGCUAAAAAUGUUCCAUAUGAUAUGUUAUGAAAGAGUCAUUUUAAUAAUAGUUUGUGGAACCUGAAUCACACACUGCCUGCACAGCCCCAUCCCAGAAUCGUGUAUUGUUACACGCGUAAUAUGCCAUUUAACCAAAAUUGUUCUCACAAUUUCAAUGGAAGGCAGAGUUUCAUAUGAAUUUUUUUUUUUUCCCCCUUUGCUCCUGUUUUUUUUUUCCCAUCCUAGUGUUUUGGGGUUUGUUUUUUUUCUUUUGUGUGUAAAUAUUGCCUUCAUUGAAAUAAAGUUUUUUGACCAAAUUCCAACUCAAA
Syngnathoides biaculeatus (alligator pipefish) is the source of this 1221-nucleotide messenger RNA. RefSeq names its product chromobox homolog 3a (HP1 gamma homolog, Drosophila) (gene cbx3a). Lineage: Eukaryota; Metazoa; Chordata; Actinopteri; Syngnathiformes; Syngnathidae. Gene Ontology annotation, cellular component: nucleus; pericentric heterochromatin. Gene Ontology annotation, biological process: negative regulation of transcription by RNA polymerase II; chromatin organization. The coding region runs from base 166 to 702 and encodes 178 amino acids. Gene Ontology annotation, molecular function: chromatin binding. The record is from RefSeq and is a predicted model, not a curated record. The transcript is spliced from 5 exons.